AUGAGUGACUGGACGGAGGUCCUCUCUCAGGCGCAAACCACCAUCAACAAGGAUCUUACUCCAGAGUUUGCCCGCGUUUGCCAGUGUAUAACUGGCCACGCGCCCAUUGGAGCAUAUUACCGUCGCUUCAAGAUCAAUGAGCCUCAUGGCUGCACUUGCCGGGCUGCUUUGCAGUCUCGCCAGCACAUCCUCUUUCGCUGUCGCGAUCGCUACUCCGUGCAUUAUCCCCGCUUUCUUGGGGAUGUUGCAUCUUUUAUGAAGUACAACCCUACGGCGUUCGGCUUCAACCAGGACCCCUUGGGGGUCGGAUAA
Cyclocybe aegerita is the source of this 312-nucleotide messenger RNA. The record is from the annotation of a GenBank genome assembly. NCBI's taxonomy places the organism in Eukaryota, Fungi, Basidiomycota, Agaricomycetes, Agaricales, Hemipholiotaceae.